Messenger RNA from Dicentrarchus labrax (European seabass), 4015 nucleotides. It is a transcript of the gene tesmin, whose product is annotated as testis expressed metallothionein like protein. The record is from RefSeq and is a predicted model, not a curated record. The coding region runs from base 2083 to 3759 and encodes 558 amino acids. NCBI's taxonomy places the organism in Eukaryota, Metazoa, Chordata, Actinopteri, Moronidae. The transcript has 11 exons. Gene Ontology annotation, cellular component: nucleus. Gene Ontology annotation, biological process: regulation of DNA-templated transcription.
AAAGCUAUCCCUUUCAUUCUGGUCGCCUUUUAGUUAAAGUUAAAACAUUGGAAUUGAUUCAGUAACUCACUAGAAAUGCUACCGCGACAUUUGGCUAAUACUUUGUGUUGCUAAUAAGGGAAGCACAAUUUAAAUGUUACGAACGUUCAUUUAAUUUAAAUUAACAUUAAAUGUACAGGGAGCUAACGUUAGGUAGUGUUAUGCUAAUUGCUAUUAGCGUGGUGCUAACCAGUUAAAUUAGUUAAGUUAGUUAGUUAAGUCCUGAUAUGGUCUGCUCAUGUUAAUCUUGCAUAAAAAAGAACUCCCCAAUUUUUUUUUCCUAUUUUCCUGUUGAGUUUUUUCCAUUCCAUUGGGGGUGCAACCCCAAUCAUAUCCCCACUCCACUAUCUCAUCAAUUCCUUCUUGAACUCUUCUGAAUGGAUACUCUAUGUUCCUUCCUCUUUUCCACAGGGCCCCAUCAUUGCAAACAGUGACCUUCUUAUAUUCACUUGUACAUUUGCGAACACAUCAUUGAUCAUAAUGAUAAAAAGUAGUGGACUUACCACAGUUCCUUGAAGUUUACUGUUUCCAAAUGAAUAUUGAUUGGACAAAUCUGAUCCAAUCUGUUCUUGAAUUUUUCUUCCAAACAGAAAAUCCUUUAUCCAGUUGAAAAAUCCCACCUACUCCCAUCUUGUGCAGCUUAACUAACAACCCUUCCUACCACAUCAUGUCAUAUGCUUUUUCUAUGUCCAAAAACACUAAUUACUGAGUCUUUAUUCGCCUGGGCUUUUCUUAUUUCAGUUUCUAACCUUAUCACUGGCAUUCUUUCUUUUUCUGAAACCACUCUGAUAGCUUGCUAUCAUUCCUUUACUAUCAAGCUCAGAUGAUAGCCUUUCAGUUAUCAUCCUUUCCAUUAUCUUGCAUAUAUUUGAUAUAUAUGAUUUAGAUGGAUCGUUGCCAGGUUUGCUUAGACAUAGCUGAUCUUUCCCAGGAGAGGUUGGUCUUCAUUUGUUUACUGCUCUAAAAAAUGUAUUUAAUCAUUUUUUGAAUUUACUUCAGCUGUACUGUUAGUCACUCACUGCAAUGAAUGUAACUAAGGCCCCUUUAGCCACAAAAAUCCUAUCAUUUGUUCUUUGCUGCAUGUCUUCUUGUUCAUUAUUCACAUUGCUCUGUCCCCUUGACACUCUUACACUUUCUGCAUACGUGAUUCUUCUUUCCACUCUUACUUUUUGAAUUUUAUUGUCCCUCUUCAUAACCUCACAUCCACGAUAUGACACAUUAUGUGCUCCUCUACAGUUCCAGCAUUUUGGUUGCAACCCUGUUCCACACUUUCCAUACUCAUGGUCACCCCCACAUCCAGCACAUCUCCUCUUCUCUUUAUAGUUUUUAGCUGUGUGUCCAGACCUUUGACAAUUAAAGCACCUCAAUGGCUUUGGAACAUAAACUCUCACUGGGUAACUCAGAAAACCCAAGAAUACCUUCUUUGGUACAAUAUCUCCUUCAAACUCAAUCAACACUGUUUCACUAUCCCUUUUCACUCCUCUUGUUGUUUUCAGUCUUUGUGCAUUCAUUAUUUUUCCUCCUUUUACAUUUCUCUCCUCCAUACCCCCGUUUAUGCCCCCCAGUGAUCACUCCUUUACAUCCACCAACAUUUCGUGCUCCCACCCUUCCUGUGCUGUCCACCUUAUUUUUUUCUAUUUCUUUUAAUCUGCUUUCUCAAGUUGUUCCUCAUUUGCACACCUCACCAAUAGAUUGCCAUCAAUAAGAACCUUAGCGUAUUGUGUUUCCCCAAUCUUACUUGCCAGAACAGAUUAACUUCCUUGAGCCUUUUCAUUAAACCUUUUAAUGACAAUACAUUUCUCAGGUCUUUCCUCUGAACUCGCUUAUGCCUUCUUCCUCACUUUUUGAUCUUUCUUUGUGAUCUUUUCUUAUUCUUUUGUACCCUUUGCCUCAAUUUUCAUUCAUCCGACCCUUCUUUUUUCAAUACUCUUCAUCUCGCCCUUCAUCACAAUCCAUAUAUGUAUAUAUCCAUUUCGUGCAAAUUGUAACAUCUUUAUAUGUCACUAAUGUUUGAUUAAAGCAGGUGAUUACCAUGCUGGGGGGAUGAAUAACCCUAUGAAAGAGCUGAACACACCACAGAGGAAACAGGAAUAUACUGACACUAAUGACCAUUCUUCAAAAGACUGUGGCUCUGUAAAGGACAGUGAUGUACACCCUGGCCCUGCUGGAGUCCCUCCUGUAUGGGCAGCCCCCCCUUCAGAUAUCAGUCUGCCUGGAGUAGUUCCCCAUUCUCACCAGCAUACUAUCCAGCCAGGAAUGUUGGACCCUCUCAGCCUAAGGUUCCACUGUCCAUGUCAGUCCACCCAGUGUCAGCUGACCUAUCCAGACUACCUCCUGGAGCCCCAGCUGAGUCAGUAUCACCUCCUGACCGGUCCACCAGACAGCAGCCAUUGCAGUUCUGUUUCUGGUUCCUGGUUUACUAAUGAACCCGUUCUCUGCAGCAUGAUGCCGGGGGACCUACAUGCCCCUGUAGCCAGUAUGUGUGUACCACAGGCCAUGGACCAUCAGCAGUUUCGGGAGGGACCCCACCUUACACAGCCUGUGGUGUGUAAUGUGAGCGGAGGUGGACAGGUGGUGCUGGUUAACCCCUGUGAUCCCGGACCUGUGCUCCUUACCCUGAAAUCCGCACCCCUGCACAGAGAUGAGGCCCCGACUCAAGGCAAAGUUGAGGACAAAGUUUACAAGGGUGUGAGUGUGCUGGACACUCCCAGCCAGCUUCCUGAGUACCCCCAGGCAGCUUUUCCCCUGUAUGAGUCCAGAGAUCAGACAGCCAACAUGCAGCCUCAAGUCCCUGCAGCACAAACCGUGUGUGAAUCAAGGUCCAGGAAACCCUGCCACUGCACCAGAUCCCAGUGCCUCAAACUUUACUGUGAGUGUUUUGCAAAUGGAGUGAUGUGCAGCAACUGUGACUGCUCUAACUGCCACAACAACGCAGAGCACGAAAUGAAGCGUCACAAGGCAAUUAAGUCCCAUGAUGCAUCCCUUGAGACAGAAGGUUCAAAAUGGACACAAGAUAUCGAAAGCGCAAGUCUGAGGGCAAACUCAAAUUUUUCAGUGACCUUGGAUGCAAAAGCAUUAAAAAGACAACUAAAACAAUGGAGACAAAAUUCUGCAAAAUAUUACAGAAAACAAAAGACCUUGAGAGAUGUUCUAGAUCUCACCCCACCCUCGAUCACCGAUGAGACAGAUGUUGAGCCUGGACCAUCAAGAAAGGUCUUGCGUCCGAUGACAGAAAAUGGUGAAAAUCAGUGUGCUCUUGAAGCUCCCUCACCAGUAGUCACUCUAAGAACAUCAACACCAAAACCAAACAGGUCUGCUGCAUCAAGGCUUAGAGCCAAACUCAUAGAAAAAAGUAAAUCACUGCAAACGAAACACAGAGAAAUAGACAGGCUAAGAAAGCAAGUAAAACGAAUGAAAAUGAGAAAGGAAGAAACAAAAACAAGGAAUAAGCUGACAAAAGAUGUCCGUUCAUCUGUCAAGAGGAGGCAACUGAUGGGAAGUGCAAUCAGAACCUUCUUUCAUCGUAAUGAUGUAUCCACGAUUGUGAAUGGGAAAGCUCAGAUCAGGAGAAGUGGGCAGGUGUUCCAGAGAAGGUUUCUCUGUGACACUGUAGAAAACCUUCACAAACGUUUCCUGAUGGAGGACCCAAGCAAGAAGAUUUCUCAUGCUCAGUUUUUUAAAUGCCGCCCACAAAGUGUGGUACUUCCCAGAGGACAUUAAACAAGUCAUCCCAGAGCCAAUGCCUGCAACGUCUUCUGCUCGUCAUUUUUGUGUCUUGCCUGAAAUUUGGGCAAAGUACUCAAAGGCCUGAAUUACAUGAAAUGGCAUUUCAAUCCGUUUUAACUUUUUAUCGUUCACUUGUUGUUAAUAAGUUAUGUCAUGAUGUCCCGAUGACCUUUUUAAAUGAAAUCAUUCCAUCAUCAAUCAUUACCGCAACAUAAAAUCUCAUCCUCCGCAACAGAUUUUUCAUUACCGU